Diospyros lotus (date-plum) is the source of this 3764-nucleotide messenger RNA. RefSeq lists its product as uncharacterized. The transcript is spliced from 4 exons. Bases 3005 to 3655 code for a protein of 216 amino acids. NCBI's taxonomy places the organism in Eukaryota, Viridiplantae, Streptophyta, Magnoliopsida, Ericales, Ebenaceae. The record is from RefSeq and is a predicted model, not a curated record.
UGCAACAAUUACUUCCAUUAGCAUUACGAAAGGUCUUACCCCAGCAUGUUCGAAAGCCCUUGAUUGAGUUAUGCCAGUACUUCAAAAAUCUUUGUUCGAAAUCACUCCACUCUGUUGAUUUGGUUCAAAUGGAAUACCAAAUUGCAUUAAUACUUUGUCACCUAGAAAGGAUUUUCCCUCCAUCAUUCUUUGAUGUUAUGGUGUAUUUACCGAUUCACUUAGCAACAGAAGCUAAACUUGCUGGGCCUAUGCAUUAUCGUUGGAUGUAUCCUAUUGAAAGGUAAGUAAUACUCAUUGCUUCUAAUUUGUCAAAUUUUAUUUAGAUAUCAUUCAUUUGAAAGAAAACAUAAUUACUUUUUCAUCAUUGGGCUUUUUAUAGGUACUUGUCCACAUUGAAGUCAUAUGUAAGAAACGAAUCUCGUCCAGAGGGUUCCAUUACUGAAGGUUAUUUAGCAGAUGAAUGUUUAACCUUUUGUUCUAGAUAUUUUGAUGACAUUGAAACCAAAUUCAAUCGGCCAAGUAGAAAUUCUGAUGAAGGAAAUGUUAGCAAUGUUGAGUUACCAAUAUUUGCAAUGCAAGGACGAUCAUUUGGAAAAGAAGGGAUGGUUGUUUUAAAUAGAGAAACAUUAGAAAUGGCACAUAAAUAUGUGUUGUUUAAUUGUGACGUAGUUCAAGAAUUUAUUCAGUAAGUCAAUAAUUAUUUUUCGCUAAUUUUAGUAGAGUAUAAAUAGCUCUUUUGUAUCCUUAUAUUCUACUAUAUGCACAUACAACAUGAGACUAUAAUAAACAAUCAAUAUCCUUGUCUUUCUAAACAACAAAGGGCUAUUAAACACACCAAGGAAUUUACUUCAUGGUUUAGUGACACAGUAAGUUUUUAUUCAGUAACCUUGGUUUCAAUUUUUUUAAUUUAUUUAUUUAUUUAUUUUUGUUUUCAUAAUCUUAUCCUUCAUUUAUUUAGGUUGGAGAAAUGUUUGCUGCUGGAAAUGAGGAUAUAUCUAAAGAGCUUCGAGCUCUUUCUCAAGGUCCUAAUUGUGUUACAAGAAAGUACAAGGGUUUUAUUAUUAAUGGUUUUAGAUUUCAUGUGAAAGAAGUUGAGGAAAAGAGAAAAACUCAAAAUAGUGGGGUUAUUGUUACUGCCAAGACAGAAAGUUAUGCUAGUGUGAGGGAUAACAACCCCAUAUUAGGAGAUGUCACAUAUUAUGGAGUUCUAAAUGAUAUUUUAGAGUUAGAUUAUCUUAGUGGUAAAAAAGUGACGCUAUUCAAUUGUGAUUGGGUUUCUCAAAGAAGCGGAAAGAAAGAAGAUGAUGAUGGUUUCACCUUAGUCAAUUUCACUAGACUCAUGCCCACAGAUGAGCCAUUUAUUUUAGCUUUUCAAGCACAACAAGUGUUUUAUGUGGAAGACCCUACAGAAAAAGACUAGCAUGUUGUAAUAAGAACCACACAUAGAGACCAAUUUGAUCAAAAAAUCAAUUCAUGUGAGGAUGAUAUAGAGACUCAACUGCAAAUCCAUGCAUGCAAUCCUCAAAUUCAAGAUGGUGACAUCAAUGUUGAUAUUACAUGGGCUAGGGAGCAUGACGAAUUUGAUGCUUAUGGUUGAUAUGGUUCAUUAUUAUCUUUUUAUGUUAUAACUUUGUACAACUUUCAAUUCUAUGCUUUUCUAAAUUGAGUUUGUAGUUUUUAAUGCUUUCUCCUUUGGGUUUUAUGCGCAAUUAAUUCAUUUUUCGUUGUAGAAAACUAUAUAUCAAGAUUGUGUUAUCUUAAUUAGCUAUUUAAAUUAUCUAAAUACUACUUGUGUGUUGUUCCAUUAGUUUGGUACAUAGAAUCAUUGUUAUAUAACAGUGAGUAUUGCUACAUUCACACAAAUUCAGCUUGAUGGCACCAAGGACUAGAAUUGGACGUAUGUCUGAUGGGUUGGACUCAAACCUAUCAAAAAGAGAUUUAAGUAACACUCAAACCAAUACAGUCUCCGGUAAUCUAUCAACUUUUCUGAUUCAGCUUUACUCAUUUCACUUUAUACUUCUAUAAUGUUUUGGAAUAGACAAUGGUAUCAAGAAGAAUGUACGAGGGCCAACAUUUAUGCGAAAAAUUUGGGCUCGAGAUAAGCAAGAGGCUAUUCAAGUUGAAUUUAAUGACCUAGGGAAACCUAUUGAUGAAAAGUCAUCAAGUGAAUUAGCUCACUUCUUGGGGGCUAUAGCACGCAAUGGAAGAUACGCACCAUUACAUUAUAAGAAUUGGAUCAAAGUACCUCAAACUUAUAAAAAAGAGAUGUUGACCCAAGUUCAGGAAAAGUUUCAACUUCCUCCUGGUCAAGAGGAUUGGAUAUUGAAAUCCAUCGCCAAAAAGUGGAGAAAUUGGAAAUCUUCAUGAAAAAAAAACUAUUAUGAUCCAAAUGUAUCUCUUGUUGAACAAAUGUAAAAUGUUCCUGAAAGAGUUCAUGAAGACCAAUGGAAGGAGUUGGUAACUUUUUGGAAUUCUGAUGCAUCAAAGGUGUGUGUAAAGUUAUACUUUAACUUGUGGUAUUUUUCAAUUAAUUAUUCUUACAAACUUUUCCAUGUAUUCUAGAGAGUUAGUGAUAAGAAUAAAUUGAGUCAAGGACAUCAAAAAAUGGUACACCGAAAGGGUAAGAUGAGUUUCACUAGAGUGGUAGAGAAAAAGGUAACUUCUACUUCCUUUCAAAAUGCUAUGUAUAAUUGAAUUUUAAUGAAAUAAAUAUUAUUUUUGUUUCUCAUUAAUUAUAGUUGUCAUGAUUGGAAGUAUUCAAUUUUAUAUCUUUGUUUAACUAUUAUAUAAUAUAUAAAUAUUUACAUUGUAUGCAGAAAAAGGAACUUGGUUAUUACCCAUCACGCUCUACCUUGUUCAUUGAGUGUUACUCAAAAGGUGAAACUCCGGGAAAUGAGGCAGCUAGUCAAGCAAUAGUAAUAGUUAAAUAAAAAUAAUAAUAAUUUAUUUGUCCAUUUGUUUAUAUUUAUUCUUUGAAUAUAAUUUUUUUUUUUUGUAGGAAGCAAUGCGUGAGUUAACUAUUAAUGCUCCAGAAGGUCCACGAAAUGACCAAAAUGAAAAUGAUAUUUACUCUCAAGUUAUGGGAAAGGAGAAAGCUAGGCAUGUACAUAUGUAUGGCUUAGGUGUUUGUCCUUCAGAUCUUUAUGGUCCAACACCUAGUCGCACAACGUCUCAUAGGCUUGCUAUGAGUUAUAAGAAUGAACUGGAGAUGAUGAAGGAACAAUACAUGAAUAUGAAUGAGCAGCUACAAGAAUUGAGAGCUAUGUGCAUGGAAAAUAGGGAAACACCUAGUAAUAGUCAUCCUAUGCCUUCUUUGAACCCUUCUAAUCUUGUGUCAUCUCCUCACAGCAAUAUGGGUUUUUCUUCACCAACUUCAACUCACCAACCAAUUCGAGUUCAAAAUAGAAUUUGUUUGAAAAGUAUAAAUGACCCAACUCAAAUUGUAGCAAAGGGAAUUGUCUGGAGUAUUGAUCCAUCCACAGAGGUUGGUGGAUCACGAUUAGGACCUAAUUGGUGUGAGGUACGUAUUCAAGUGGCAGUAGAGUGGGAUGAAGAAUUGAUAAGAAGAUAUGGAAUGUUUGAAACCAUCGAAGAUGCCCUUGGAGCACAUGUUGCAUGGCCAUUGUUCUUGGUUGAACGUGAUGAAAGUGAUUAGAGUUCAAUAGAUCAUGGAGAUUAGUUGUUUUUUUUUUUUUUUUGUGUUAUAAUGGAUGACAAAUGACGAUAAUUGUUAGAUUUAUGGAUUUUUGAAGUAAUUCUUUUUU